Molecule: messenger RNA, 1623 nt
Organism: Fusarium proliferatum ET1
Lineage: Eukaryota; Fungi; Ascomycota; Sordariomycetes; Hypocreales; Nectriaceae
Exons: 3
Coding region: 1-1623 (540 amino acids)
Source: RefSeq, a predicted model, not a curated record
AUGGGUAAGCAUUUAGCAAAGCUAUUGUCGCAGUACGUUGACUUAUUAUUAGAAUCAAAUGGAACUCAGCAACCGCUUCCGGUCGCUCUAGAGCCGGGGGUAGUCAAACGUUUCUACCCUCCUCUUUUAUUAUUAAUUGUCUUGACAUCUAUGUGUCCACGACGAAGACUAGGAGAGGACCCAGAAUUCGAUGCUUUGACAGGUCUGGAGCCACUUUUCCGAGCAUUUGUUUCCAAAAUUGCAUACCUUUGUUGCACCGAGGUUGGUAGCGGAGCAAUCUCGGCUUGUGCUGUGUUACAGCUGCCCGAUUGUGUCCAGUAUGUGAUUGGCUUCAACCACCAAAGUUCAGAAAGACACGAAGCUAUUCAAGCUAGUAUAGCUUCUAUUCUGCGUAUGUUCUCUGCAGCUCCACCGGAGCAUAGUGCGGAAAGAGAAAACCUUCGGAUCCAGGCCCUACACGCAUCGCUCGAGUUGUGCAAAAGCCGGGUAAAUGGAUACUUGAGAUCGCUGAAAGUCCAUCUACAAGCUUGCACUGAAGCCUGUGAGCGUGAGAGCACCCAGGAAAGCAAAUCGACUCAAAAUGAAAUAUCCCAAAUCCUACGCCUUCUAGAAGCCUGUUUUGACGCAUGUCACUCUGAACCAGUAAAUCACUUCAGCGUAUGUGACUUGAUUACUUCUUUAAGCAGCUUCUUCAAGUCCCAUAUAUUUGUCGACGUCAGGCGCCGUGUGGCGCGUGAGGAUAGCAUGAUGUCAACGACAUACUGGUCAGACUUUGUUCAUGUGGCAGGUCGACUGCUUACCUAUAAGCGUGCAGUAGACUUGAUGGACUUAGUAUCAGAGAUCUGGCCUCAGCUCUUCUCAGACAUUCAAAUCUGCAUGAUACCAUCAAGUUCAACAGUGGUUGGUGUUCUUCCUCCAAAUCCAUGGAAGGCUGCUCAGAUCAUGAGCAAAAUGACUAGCGAUGCGUCGUUGUUGGAUCGUUUCGCAGCACAGUUAGGCUCACUUUCUGUCCACGACAUAGACGCCAAGGUCUCUGAACUUUGGCGUGGUGCACCUCUCCCCAAGGUGCAUGCAGAAGUGCUAGUACAUGACUGGCUAGAAAGGUCCGAAGGUGGAAUCCGUCCUGAACGGUUUUUCAAUCGUUGGAAAUUCAUCGGAUCAAGCAAACCACCCUGCAAACUGUGCUCUUACUUUUUCGAUGAGUAUCCAACUGACGUUCAAGUCCGGCCCUCACAUCAAAAUGCAUAUUUUGCCUGGCGAAUGCCUGAUGUGUAUGAAUCCCAAGGCGAGGAAUCAAGCCGUAAACGAAUGCUGGUUAUGGAAAGCAUCAAGGCUCGAAUCAGAGCAGACGUUGUGCGAAUACUAUCUGAGAAGCUAGCUGAUGGACGACCUCAUGAUUCAAGUGCAUAUAUAUCCUUGUGGCGUGGCACAGCGCCAGGUCCUCCUGGCAACGCUAUCUCACUAGAAGCAACCACUCAGUUGCUCGAAUCUCACACGCUCUCGAAAAAGCACGAACAAGGUUCCACCGAUCGAGAGUCUGCCAAGGAAGUGGUGAAAGUGCUAGAUGAGAACCAUGAGGAGGAAUUACUUUUCAAAGGUAGAUCAGCUGUCCGAAAGACUUAA